AUUUGCUUUCCGAAAUCGGUCCCGUGGAGAGAUAAUCGAUAAGUUCAUCCCAGCCUAGGAGGAUGGUCGAAGAGAAGAGCGAUCGGAAGAAGACGAAUACUAUCAUUUUCGACGCGUCCAAAAAGGAGCCUUUCAACAUCAAUGAGGGCUACAAAAUACUUCACAGAAGACUGAAGAAUUCUUGGAAAGUCGGAGCCAACCGAGAUGCGAUAAGACAGGAGAUUCUCAGAACAUGUGACGUAUUCGUCCUGGCGGGUCCGAGGAUGAAGCUCCAAGACAGCGAAAUCGAAGCCCUCAAGGAGUUCGUCAGUGGUGGCGGACGACUCCUGGUGAUGCUCGGCGAUGGUGGGGAGAAGCGCUUCCAAACCAACGUCAACACCGUCCUAGAGGAGUAUGGGAUAAUGGUGAACAGCGACGCGGUCGUCCGGAACGUUUACCACAAGUACUUCCAUCCAAAGGAAGCCUUCAUAAACAACGGCGUUCUCAAUCGAGCCCUCUUGGAGUGUGCGGGAAAACGGGUUGACUCCGCUCAAGAUAAGCGGAACUCUCAAGGAUUAUCUCUUGUGUACCCCUACGGUGCAACUUUGAACGUCUCCAAAUCUUCGGUCGCGCUCUUGGGAACGGGUACUGCCUGCUUCCCGCUUCAGCGACCGAUAUGCGCCUUGAAUCAGCGCCAGAACUCCGGGAGGAUCGUAGUGCUGGGCAGCUGCCACAUGCUCAGUGAUCUCUACAUAGACAAAGAGGAGAACAACAAAAUUCAAGAUAUCAUCUUCCAACUACUGACCCGGGAAGACAUCAAGUUGAACCAAAUCGAUGCUCAAGACCCUGACAUCACCGACUACACGACGGUGCCUGAUAUCGGAUACUUGGCGGACCGACCGUUCGGCUGCUUGGAGGAGAGCGAAGAACUUCCGUCGGACUAUAUGAAAUUAUUCGAACUAAACCUCUUCAAGCUGGACAACGUCACUCUGCCUGCGGUUUUAGAGAGCUACGAAGAGUUAGAAAUCAAACACGAGCCUCUCGGAUUGAUUCGGCCGCAUUUCGAAUCGCCCUUCCCUCCUCUGACGCCAGCAGUAUUCCCGCCUCAGUUUCGCGCUCUGAAAGAUCCCGGCCUGGAGCUGUUCGAUCUCGACGAGGAGUUCAGCUCUCAAAUGGAACGAUUAGCCCAGCUGACGAACAAGUGCACCGAUGAAGAUUUGGAGUAUUUCAUCCUGGAGGCGGGAGAAAUCCUCGGAGUUUUCCAAAAUUCAUCCGUGAAACGGCAAGCUACCGCUGUCCUGGAUCACAUCUUUACUCAAGUCUGCGAAUUCAAGAAGCUCAAUCAGGACUGAACUUACAUAUAGAAAAUAAACGGCCAGAAGACUAGUGAUCGUAGGA
Messenger RNA from Galendromus occidentalis (western predatory mite), 1377 nucleotides. RefSeq names its product intraflagellar transport 52 (gene IFT52). Gene Ontology annotation, cellular component: centriole; cilium; intraciliary transport particle B. The transcript has 8 exons. The record is from RefSeq and is a predicted model, not a curated record. The coding region runs from base 63 to 1331 and encodes 422 amino acids. Gene Ontology annotation, biological process: intraciliary transport; cilium assembly. Lineage: Eukaryota; Metazoa; Arthropoda; Arachnida; Mesostigmata; Phytoseiidae.